UUUUGGUAAUCAUAUAAAUAUACAUUAAGGGUAUAUUAUACUCAUAAAGUUAGGAUAUAACAACAAUAAAAUAUAGGACAGAUAGAUAGAUUCUUACUAACUUACCUACCCUUUAUUUUUUUAAAAAAAGGCAUACCAAACAAUUGCAAAUAUAUUUACUAAAUUACAUUCUUAAUAGAAACUUUAUUAUUUAUGAAGCCCAAUCGCGAAGCAGUUCGAAACAUUAGAGUGUUGUCUUAAACAUCUGGAAAUUAGGAUCUUAAUAGGCAAUCAUUGACUAAUCAUCCAAAUUAAAAUAAUAACAGCAUGAAUAUAGUUAGUAACAACAUUAAUACUAGUUAGCAAAAUAAUAGUAGCUUUGCUCAUACUAGUGGUGAUGCUUCAACAUCCAUAAAUACAAGACCAAAUAACUCUAGUUCUGUCAAUAAAAGCAAUGCUGCCCCUCAUUCAUAAUAAAAUUAGCUAAACUAUACUAAUGGAUUCUCUGCCGCAGCUGAUAACCCAAACAAGACUUAAACUUCUUUGUCUCCUUUUAGCAAUAAGAAUACUAGAGUCUUGAAGGAGACUGCUAAUAACAACUAAGGCAGUCAAAACACUAAUCCUAUACACUUGAUAAAUAGCACAGGAGGUAUCUCUUUUUUAAAUGGAUAACCUUAACUGUAGCAAUAGCAACAAAGUUUACUAUCUGAACAGAUGAAAAAGCUCAAAGAAGAUUUGCAGCGUAAAGAAAGAAUUAAAAAAAUGCAACAAGAAAAGCUAGCUGGAAGUAUCGUUGUAGGAUAAUAAAUGUAGCAAAAUACAAGCGGUAAUAAGUAGACUAUUUAACAAUCUUAGCAGUAAUAACAGAGAAAUUCUCAUCAACAUAUUUAACAGAUUAUUUAGCAUUAGCAACAACAACUCUAACAAUAAUAGCAGCCACCUCCAAAGUAAGAUUUUAGGAAAGAGAUUGAAAGAAGAUUUUAAAGAUCAAAUGUCAAUAAAACAUUUAUUUUUCCUCGAAAAAAAAGAAAUGGGAAUUUAAAUACCAUAUCUGGUGGAGAACCUGUUGAAAGUAAUAAUAGUUCUAGUGAUUCUUCUUUAGAUAGCAUAAAAGACGUUACUGUAUAUGAUCUAAGGUCGUAAAAUAAUAAAAUUAAUAGUUUAAGAAGAGUUUAACGUAGCACUACAGAUCAUUCUCUAGGAGGUACAAGGCCUUUAGUUUCAGACAGUCCUGAAAUUAAAAAUACUUAAAACUAAAACAAUAUCAAUAACCAAUCAAUUAGUUAGUUUAAUAAAAAUAGUUAUAAGCAGCAACAGACAAUAAGCAGCUCAUCUCAACAAGUGAAAACAGAAGGUGAUGAAUAGCAGUAAUCUUAAAGUAAUAACUAUGCUAGGACUCACUCAUCUAUUUCUAAGCCAGUUUCUAUGAUUACCUAAUAGCAUUAAUAACAAGCAAUAUUAAACAGAGAAAAUUAAUAAUUUUCUUCUCUUAACUAAAAAUUACUUGGAAGUGUGUUAGUGGGUUAAUAAUUGUAAAAAAAUGAUUCAUCUGUUCAGCAACCAUUUUCUUAGACGAAUGGAUUUUUAUCCAAUUCAAAUACAAAACCUAUGAAGAGAGGAGAAAUUGCAAAAAGUGCUAAUAAAUCAUAUGAUCAUAAAAUUUAAAAUGCUUCUACAACAUUCACAACAAUUUAAUCCAAGAGCAGUAAUUCUCGUAGACCUUAGUAGUCCUAGGGAUUUGAUAACACCAAAGAUUACUAAGAGAGCAUAACAAAUCCAAGGUAUGCAACAGAAUUUUCUCCUGAAAAGAAAUCAAACAUAUCUGAUUUUCUAAAUAAUGUAUCAAUAUAAAAUAAUCAAUCUAGCAUAAACUAUGAUUCUUACAACAGGUAACAUAGUAAAAGCUAAAGUGGAAAUAAAAUUAACAAUGCACAAGUUGUAUUUAACAAGAACUAAGUGUCACUGUCGAAAAAUGGUGCCAGGAAUACAUAAAAUAAUAUGAGGAUUUUCUAAAUGAAAAACGAUUAACUUUAAAAAAUAUAUAAAUCUAAUAUUAAAAGAAACGAAUAUCAGUAAAAUAAUCUCUCAUAAGAUAACUAUUCUGCUAUGAGAGUACAAACAGAAGGAUCUGAGCCUUAAAAUAAAAAUAAUAUUUACAAUAAAUAAGAAUUAUACAAGAAAUUCAAAGUAAGCUAGGUACCAUAAUAAAAUAACUUAAUAAAUUCAAAUGUGUUCUCCUCAUAAUAAUAGUAAAUGUUUAAUUAAAAUAAUAUCUCUUUUAAGAAAUAAAAACUUCCAGUUCUCUAAUAAUGA
Tetrahymena thermophila SB210 is the source of this 2292-nucleotide messenger RNA. RefSeq lists its product as hypothetical. The transcript is spliced from 2 exons. NCBI's taxonomy places the organism in Eukaryota, Ciliophora, Oligohymenophorea, Hymenostomatida, Tetrahymenidae. The record is from RefSeq and is a predicted model, not a curated record.